This is a messenger RNA of Onthophagus taurus, 1203 nucleotides long. The record is from RefSeq and is a predicted model, not a curated record. Lineage: Eukaryota; Metazoa; Arthropoda; Insecta; Coleoptera; Scarabaeidae.
AUGGCGAGUUCGAGCAGUUCACUACCAUCAAGCAUUUUGAGACAAGAAGCAGAAGUAGAAGAAGUUGGGGAAAAUUUAAGUGAUAGCGACACUGAUGAGGAAGAAAAUAUAUCAUUAGCAGAACUACAGAAGAGAUUGAGAGUGCAACAGAUUGGCAAGCGCAAGUGGCGUAAAAGAGACAUCAAUGCAGAGUUUCCCGACUGGAAAGCCACCAAUAAUAAUGCAGAAACUACAGAUGAAGCAAGCACUGCAAUAGAUUUUUUUGAACUAUUUUUUGAUGCAGAACUAGUUGAUAAAAUCGUUCUGGAAACGAAUCGAUAUUCGCUGCAAAAAAAACGAGCUUUGAACGUUUGCACUGAAGAAAUCAAAUGUUUUAUUGGUAUUUUGCUCUAUAGUGGCUAUACCCAGGUUCCCAGAAGAAGGAUGUUCUGGGAAAAUGCUAGUGAUGCACAUCACGAAAUUGUAAUAAAUGGCAUGAAACGUGAUCGAUUUGAAGCUAUCUUAUCCCAUUUUUAUUUAGCCAACAACUAUGAACUUGAUGCGGAAGAUAAAUAUGCUAAAAUACGUCCAUUAGUGACAAUGAUAAAUGAGAAAUUUUUAUGUUAUGCGCCUAUUGAAGAGUACUACAGUUUUGACGAAUCCAUGUGCAAAUAUUUUGGACGCCACGGACUCAAGCAAUUUAUACGCGGCAAACCGAUACGAUUUGGGUUCAAGAUUUGGUGUGGUGCAACACGAUUAGGCUAUGUUGUUAACGUUGAUCCGUAUCAAGGCAAAAACGGAUAUAAAGAAAAGGACGAUCUAAAUCUGGGUUUGGGAGGGCAGCUUGUUUAUAAAUUUGCUAAAAUUUUAAAAUCUCAAAAUCCGAACCCAUUUCAUUUAUUUUGUGACAACUUUUUCACUAGCAUAAAAUUGAUUUCAGAGUUGCAAAAAAUAGGAAUAAGAGCUACAGGAACGAUAAAAGAGAACAGGUCCGAGCAUUGUCCUUUACUAACAAAACAGAAUAUGAAAAAGGAAAGCAGGGGUUUCUACGACUACAGAGUGGAUGAAUCACAAGAGCUAAUAGUAUGCAAAUGGAAUGACAAUAAUGUGGUCAGUUUGUGCUCUAAUUCAGUUGGAAUAAAUCCAGUACAUUCUACUACUCGUUUCUCCCGAGCAGAACGAAAACGCAUUCAGAUUGCCCAGCCACAUCAUCAAACUUUAUAA